AUGGAUUCACCUCCGGAGCCGGAACUCUGCAGAGUCGGCUUCAUCCAGCUGUGCUCGGACUUCGCUGGCGUUUGGGUUCCGCUCGUGCUGUCGCAUCUGCUUCGCCAUGCAACAGGGCAGCAGCACCGGCUCGUCGUGCCAUUUCUGGCGAGCCCGACAUCGCUGGCAGCAGCUGCCUGGCUUGCGGCCUUCGCCUGUGCCGCGCAGACCGCGCAUGUGGCGUUUGGUGUGGUGGCGGCGCAUCAGGCGACGUUGAUUGCGGGUCCUAUGAGAGCGGAGGCCAUGGUUUUGCUGUUGCGGGCUGGCCUCCAGGGAGCAGAUACAUCGGUCGACUGGCGAGCGGAAUGCAACAAGACCAAAUACAUCGCGGCCGGCGCGACAGAAAAGGUUCGCGCCUACACUCUGCCAUGGAUCUUUGCCGUCGGGGCUACACUGUUGUUGGCAGACCUGGGGUCGAGUGCUUGGAUCGGACUCUUUGUACUUCUCGCCCGUCGGCCGUUGCUGGCUGGCUUCCGCCUGCUCUUCACCGCAGAUCGGGAGCGCGUUAAAAGAGCAGAUGCCGCCCGCAACGCCCUGGUCCGCGCCGUAGGCGCAAAUGCCGGGCCCAUCCAAAGGCUCGCGUGGGAGAAGGCGCUGGCCAGGAACCUGCAGCAGUGCCGGGCCGAGCGAACGCAGCUGGUGUGGAGGAUCGCUAUCAUUGACUGCGCAGUGCAGACACUACACGCACAUUGUUAUACAGAGAUCAUCCACGCCUGCGGCAUUGCGUCAAUCCUGGACCAGCUGCCGUAUGGAGACGAGACGAUUCUGGAAGAGGACUGCGCGCUAUCCCGCGACCAUCAGAAAAGGAUCGGCCUCGCGCGGGCCUUGUACGCCGACGCCCCCGUCAUCUUACUGGAUGGUGUCCCCGCAAGCGCCGACAUCUUCGACCGGGCGGUGGUCGGGCUUGCAUCAGGUAAGUGCCGAAUUGUAGCAACACGCAUCCCAGCUGUCUUGCGGCAAUGCGGUCGCGUCGUCACGCUACGAGACGGCCGGUUCGAGGAAGAGUACAACCCCAAGCUUGACAGCCAAUCCUUGAGAGACGUCAUUCAAGGUGUUGCUGCAGAAAGCGAUGCGGAUGCAGACGAUGAGCAAUACGUAGUUCCAUCCCGCACCGGUUUUAAGCUCGAAGACAAAAAGAUGAACAAGGAGUCAGGAUGGCGAUCGUACCUCAAAGCCGCCGACAGCCGUAUGUUAAUUAUUGUGCUCGGGAUGCCGUAUUUGGGCACGGCCAUGGGUCAUUUGUGGAUUUUCUGGUCCUUCGGCGGGGCGCAAUCAUCUAAUGGGGGUUCUAUUCGGAAUGACGACCGAUGCAUUGCCAAUCAGCACAUACCUUCCUCUGGACGGCUUGUUUUCCAUGCGGCAUCGCAGUUUGCCUUCUUCGUUGGCAUGUCGGUCAUCACCGAGCGCGCUUCCCGAGGCCUGUACACCAACGCUGCCACAGCCACCAUCCUGGAAACCUCUAGGAAAGCCCUCGGCCGCCGUCGUCGCACAGAGCUUCUGGUUACCGAAGCCACUGUGCUCGACGAGCCGUUUCCGAACCAGCUGGCCCGCCUUCUUCUGAUGAUCGGCCGGCUCGCAGCCAGCUUCGCAACGAUAAUGGUCGCGGCACCGCGGGUGAUUCUGCUCUUUGCAUUCGCAGCAGCCAUAUACUACGCAAGCUCGGCGUUCAGCCAUCUGUCCCAUGCCGCCCGCCCCAGACGCGGCCCCCCUUCCGGCGCUCCCAAUCAGCCCCAUUCUGCCGGUGGUCCUCAAAGGCACUACACUGCCGCAGUCUCCUCCCUUACCUCUUCUGUCGCUGGCUCCGCAACCAUCCAUGCCCAUGGCGCUGAGUCCCUCGUCGUGGCCGAGCUGCGCGGCCGGCUAGACACUUGGGUCGAUGCGCGGGCAGCGUGGGUGCGGAACGACACGGUUGCUACGCUCAAGGCCGGGGCAGUCGGCGUGGCGGCGCUAGUGGCGAGCGUGGCUAUUGCUCUUGUCGCUGCUGCGUCCGGUGGCGGUGGCGGUGAUAAGAGUGCGAGAGAGCUGGGGGUGGUGCUGGUGCAAGGAUGGGCGGCGAGCCAGACGGCGGCGGAGGUGCCGCGGCUAUGGAGGGCGGUAUUUGGCCGGGGAUUCGGUGUGGCAGCAAGGCUGGGACAAGUUGGCCGCGAGAUUCAUCGAGACCUGGCGGAUCGGCCGCAGCCCGGUCGCGGCGUAGUUGCUUUCGAAGAAGUAUCCCUCGGCGAACCCCCGAUCAUGCGUGGCUUUAGUUGUAGAAUCGACCAAGGCGAGGCCCUCGCCAUCUUCGGUGCUGCUGGCCGCAUUUCCAUCGGUGGCAUCUCGGUUUCCCAGAUGGGUCAACACCAGCUUCGAGACAGCAUCGCCGUGGUACCACGAAAGACCGUCAUAUUCCCUGGAACCCUGAAGUUCAACUUGGAUCCAGCGGGGGUGUGCCCUGACGGUCGGAUCCGACAUGCCCUGCAGCUUGUCGGUCUACAGUUAGGCUCAAAUCUGGAAGACGAGCUAGCGGGAGCUAGCCAACCGCAGCUCAGCCCUGUUGAAAAGCAGAGGCUUGGACUGGCGCGGGCGAUACUGAGCGGUGCGGACAUGGUCUUACUCGACAACGCUGUCUCACUCCUAGACCCUGCUGAGGUGGGCUGGUUAAUGAGCCGUGCUUUUGCCAACAAGCAAGUCAUCCUACUGACCAAUACAUUGUUCACUCCGGUGGGCUAUAGAGUAGCUUGGGCGGAAACCCGGGCGAGGCCAGGAGCUUCAAAGCUGACAAUUUGCCUAAUUCAAUCACUUGACAGGAGACAAGGACAGGAGAUUUCAGCCAUGGCCACCAGCGUCGCAACCCCUCAAACUCCUCUCCUGGAAUCUACACCAACGGACAAGUCUCCCGAAAACCACACCCCAAACGGCCAGAGCAAUGACAGCCUCAAGCCAACUCCCAGAAAGGAAAGCAACGACGCAAUGCAGGUCAUCGGCGCCGGACUCCCGCGUACUGGGACAACAACUAUGGGUGUUGCUCUCUCAAUCCUUCUGAAUGGCUCCGUGUACGACGGCGGAACAGUCGCAGCUACGGGGUCGAGGGAGCAGCAAGAGUGGUCCCGCGACGUUGUCGCCCUCUGCCCGGCCCGUAGUGUAGUCGACCGCACGCUCAUACAGCAUCGGCUGGCGCAACUGACGGCGGGCCAUGUCGCGACAACGGACGCGCCGGGCUGUUACUUUGUCGAGGAGCUGCUAGCGCUGUACCCGCGCGCCGUCGUCAUCUGCACGGUGCGCGACCACGCCGCGUGGUGGGCCAGCUACCGCACAUUGUGCACGGGCUUCAACCAGCUGAGCACUAAAGGCGGCUGGCUGUGGGAGUCGCGCCGCCAGGUGCGCUUCAUGGACUACAUUCAUGCCGUGUGGAACCGUGUGCCCGAGGUUUGCGACAUCGAUGCCGUCAUGUGGCCGCUGGACAACCACGAGCUUUUGUACGAUGCCCACCAGGACUAUCUUCGCCGAGUCGUCCCGAAGGAGAAGCUGUUCUUCUUCGAUGUGAAGCAAGGAUGGGGCCCCCUGUGUGAGAUCCUAGGUCUUCCGAUUCCCAAAGUCCCGUUCCCACAUCACAAUCGCACACUCGCCCCUUCCAAGUUCGAGACUCUUCCUCUCGGAUCAGUGCGAGCUCAGGGCUGGCUAGAGGACCAGCUUUCACUCUCCGCGGAUGGACUCGCGGGAAACCUGUUUGAUUUUUACAGAUUCGUUGCCCGUUCGACAUGGCUUGGAGGGGAUCACGAAUAUUCCGAGCUUCAUGAAUCAGCGCCGUACUGGUUCAACUACAUUGUGCCAUUGGCAUGGAUCACAGGCAACUCCAGGCUGAAGGAUCAAGCAAGAAUCUUCCUUGACUACACACUGAGUCACCAGGCCGACGAUGGAUGGCUCGGCCCAGAGACAGAAAAGUCAGCCCGAGGCAUUUGGGCGAGGAGUUUAUUGUUCUUUGGUCUCGUGCAAUACGCGGAAGCCGAUCCUACCGAGACAGAGCGCAUCGUUGACGCCAUGCAUAGGUUCGUCACUCUUGCGAACCAAAUGCUGAAAUCGAAUUUUACUGGCCUCAUCCAGCAAGAAGGCGACAACUUCGAUCCCUUCAAAUUUGGUCUUUCGCGCACGCACGAGCUUCCCAUGUCUCUCAUGUGGCUCUAUGAAAACCACCCUCAAAACAACUCUGCCACCAUCUGGGAAACCAUGCAGCUGAUGUUCGAAGGGGGGAGGAAGGGCGGAAGGGACUGGACGACGUUCUUCACCAACGAAACCUUCCCAAAAGUUGGCACCCCGAACAUCAAAACAAGCAGCUUCACACACGGUGUAAACCUCGCGCAAGGAAGCCUCGUCCAGCAAACACAUGACGCCGUUCAAAUGACCACAGAGUACCAUGGAUCCCGGUCAGGAGUUAUAAUUGCCGACGAGCAUCUUGGUGGUCACAAUUCCCAGCGAGGAUCAGAGCUCUGCACGGUAGUUGAGUCCAUGUUUUCAUUCGCUUACCUGUACCGCUUCCACGGUACAAAUGACUUCGCGGACCGAGCCGAGCUGGCAGCUUUCAACGCCCUCCCAGCAGCUGUCAGCCAUGACUGGUGGUCGCACCAAUACGUGACGCAAACGAAUCAACCUUGGGCAAGAAACCUUACAGACAAUCCUUUCUUCAACGUUGUUUCGUACAGCAAUUCUUUCGGCUUAGAGCCCAAUUUCCAGGCACCUCUAACAUGCAACACCGAGUACCCCUUUGCUGGUCUCUUGCGUUAUGAGAUCGAAGCCGAGACCGCUUUCAACUUCGCGGUUCGAAUUCCGGGAUGGGCGCAGCAGCUCAACUCCACUUACAGCCAGCCCAAUAGCAGCGGCCUGCUCAACGCCACACCGGGCGAGUCCGGGCUCCAAGAAAUUGCUGUACCCAAAGGCGUCACGUCCUUCAAUCUCAACCUUCCGCUUGAGCCCCGUGUGUCAAAGCGCGACGGGACGAUUUCAAUCUACUUCGGCCCACUACUCUACGCUUUGUCCAUCCCAUUCAACUCUUCAUCUCACCAGCCAUUGAACUUCACAGACCGCAUGCCGCUGCCUGCAUCUGAAACCGACCCACGUGCCUCUGACUACGUCCUCGACCCCAUUUCCUCGUGGAAUUUCGCCAUCGACCCGGAGACAAUAGAAGUGGAAACGCUGCAGUCCGGGGAGGUCGAUUCACGAAAACCAGCGUUUUUUACGGACUCUCAGCCCACAGUUAUCUGGGUUGAUGGAUACGAGAUCGACUGGCCGGUUGAGCAGGGGACAGCGGCAGAGACUCCAACAGAUGUAUUUGUGGAUCGGGAUAAGAAGGUAAGGUUGGAGUUGGUGCCAUAUGGAUCGGCGAAGUUGCAUAUAGCAGAGUUCCCAAUUGCGAUGUUCGCUUGA
Lasiodiplodia theobromae is the source of this 5436-nucleotide messenger RNA. RefSeq lists its product as uncharacterized. NCBI's taxonomy places the organism in Eukaryota, Fungi, Ascomycota, Dothideomycetes, Botryosphaeriales, Botryosphaeriaceae. Gene Ontology annotation, molecular function: ATPase-coupled transmembrane transporter activity; ATP binding; ATP hydrolysis activity. Gene Ontology annotation, biological process: transmembrane transport. Gene Ontology annotation, cellular component: membrane. The transcript has 18 exons. The record is from RefSeq and is a predicted model, not a curated record. Bases 1 to 5436 code for a protein of 1811 amino acids.